AACUUCGUUUUAGAACUUCAACCCCGAACCUCAGUUCUUCUUCUCUUCUCUUCUCCUCGUUCUUACCUUCCCAUCUUCAGCUGAGCACCCCUCUCUUCGCAGCACGACCCCUUUCUUCUGUUCUUCGCAUUCAGCCGCUGAGUGACCCCUCUCUUUGCAGCACGCCACUAUCCCAGGCAGACUUCUCUCUUCACACGCACAUCCCAGGCAGACUUCUCUCUUCACACGCACAGCCCUCGCCCUCGCCCUCGCCCUCGCUAGGGUUUAGUCAGCUGUUCUUAAGCUCUGAUCCUUGCUAUUGAUCUUGAGUGCUGAAAUAUUGGUGUAUAUCUCCUCCUGAACUGAGUUCAUUUGUAUGGUUGGAGGUUAUCGGCUUCUCUGAUAGCUUUAGUCAAUGUGGAUGCCCCUUUACUCAGAUGUUGCAGUAACCAAUCACGCAUCUGUCCAAACCAUCUGUAAUUGCUGAUAUCUUCAACCAUUAUGGAGGAUUCUCGCCUUUGUCAAAAAUGUCGAAAAGAAAGUAUCCUGCAAGAUCCUUCACCGGGACAUUGGUGUGCAGUUCUUGUGGGUUAGAGCAUGAUGGUACCAAUUUUGUGUCACCUUUCGAAGGUUAUGGAGAAAAUCAGAGAAGCUUUGGACCAUUAGUGAAUUGCCUCACUUAUUUUAGCAUUGUAUUUAAUGAUCGUCGAAUCCAUAUUAAAGGAGAAUAUACAAUUACAAAGAUCAAAAGAAGGCUCAUGCUAAAAAGGCUCUUGAUGGAAUCAGUUUUGUCCUUGGACUAUCAGAAGCAAGAGUCCGUGAUGUGAAAGAGAUGGUAGAAAGUAUCACGGACGGGGAAUGGGGUAUGGGAAGAUGGUUUUCUAUGCUUAUUGGUGCCUGUGUUUGUGUGGUAGCCUGCCAGAAAAAGUUACCCUUCACUAUGACAAAGAUUGCGGAUGUUGCAGUAACCAGGCACGCAUCUGUCCAAACGAUGUGUAAUUGCUGAUAUCUUCAACCAUUAUGGAGGAUUCUGGCCUUUGUCGAAAAUGUCGAAAAAGAAGUAUCAUACAAGAUCCCUUCACCGGGACACUGGUGUGCAAUUCUUGUGGGUUAGAGCAUGAUGGUACCAAUUUUGUGUCACCUUCCGAAGGUUAUGGAGAAAAUCAGAGAAGCUUUGGACCAUCAGUGAAUCGCCCCACUUAUUUCAGCGCUGUAAUUAAUGGUCGUCGAAUCCAUAUUAAAGGAGAAUACAAUUACAAAGAUCAAAAGAAGGCUCAUGCUAAAAAGGCUCUUGAUGGAAUCAGUUCUGUCCUUGGACUAUCAGAAGCAAGAGUCCGUGAUGUGAAAGAGAUGGUAGAAAGUAUCACGGAUGGGGAAUGGGGUUUGGGAAGAUGGUUUUCUGUGCUUAUUGGUGCCUGUGUUUGUGUGGUAGCCCGCCAAAAAAAGCUACCCUUCACUAUGACAAAGAUUGCGGCAGCCUCAAAUUGUGAUGUUGAUGAGUUGGGGAGAAUGUACAUCAAAGUUCGGAAGUUUUUGGAUCUGCAACUGCCUGGUGUGGACAUUAUUUCAUCAUUCAACCAUGCCGUCCAAACUUUAGAUAUUCUUUCUGAUAUUUCUAAGGAGAAAAAGGACAACUUGAUAAAGCAUGGCCAUCUUCUUCUGCAGUAUUCUGUUAAGUGGUACCUUACCACUGGACGCCAUCCCCUACCUAUGGUUGCAGCUGUCUUGGCAUUUGUUGCAAAUGUUUAUAAGGUUGAAGUGGGAUUAGCUCAGAUAUCUGAGGUGCUCUGUGCAAGGGUUAGCACUUGUGUUCAGCGCUAUAAAGAACUACAGGAGUGUUUAGUGGAAGUUGCUGGUGCACUGCCUUGGGGAAGGGAUAUUACAUCUGAGAAUUUGGUGCAAAAUGCACCUGUGCUUCUUCAGUAUAUGGAGAUGAAGUCAAAAUCAAAACCUUUGGAAGGAAAAGAUGCAUCUCAUCUACCUGCUGACUUAAGGACUCUUGGAUCACAUACUGCUGAUGUUGAGUCAGUUUGUUCAAAAGCUCUAGAUAUGCUACAAGAGCGUACAAACGCAAGACAUUAUGUUCUUGCUAGGCAUCCUAAAGGAGAACUUCAGUUUUCUAAUGUAGCAAGCACAAGUAAUCAUGAGAAUAAUGAAUUGCAAAUUUUUGGCAAUGAUGAUAUCAUGAAAUUCAAGCUAUCAGAAGAAUGCCUGUGUAGGACUUAUUUCGACUUCUUAAAUAGGAGUCCAUCAGUAAAACCAUUAAUCCAAAAUCUUGAGGGUCAAGUAAAGAAGCGAAAGACUAAUGCUAUCCAAUCUUCUUUAGAAUGUAGAUUUGAUAGGUAUGCUAAUACGUCCAUGGGUUUGAAAGAAAGGUUUCCAAUAAAUGCAAUUCUGGAGAGCGAUGUUGGAUCAAACAUAUUACCUCCAUCUUUUCUAGCAAAUAUGCAUGCAUCUAUGAGGAGACGAGAGAAAAUAAAUGCUGCCAAGUUGCGGAUCUGUGAGAUUAUGAAACCCAUGAGUUCUUUUACUUCUGAAAGCCAAAAUGGUGUGACUAUUGAUUUGGACGAUGAUGACGGUAACUACCCAUCACAAUGCAUGCCCUUCAAGAAAAAACGCAAAUGUGGAUGUGAAGGAAAUAAUAUUGAUUGGGAAGACAAUAUUAUUGAGAUCCUUCUCCUCCAUCAGGUGAGCGAAGAGGAAAUUGUGAAAGGCCACUAUCGCUCAUUAUUAGAUCGAUACGUCUUUGAUUUUGAUAGUGACAUUUCUGAUAAGGAGUUCAGAAGUUAUACACGUUCUAAAGAUGAAGUGGCAAAAUUGCUAUCCAAUAGGUUAUCAAUGAUAAGGAAACAAUGAGCAUUAAGCCGUGGUCCUGAUUCUGGUCAUGGGAUGCAGAUAACUCUAUUAUACACUGUGGGCUCGAGGUCCUCAUUUGGAGAACCAACUGUGCCAUAUUGUACACACCAUCAUGAAGAUCAAAUUGGAUAAGUUUCUACUAAUCCAGCCUGUGUAAAUUAAGCAAAUACAAGAGUUUGGCGAGCAGAACUCUUGUUAUCUAGCUUUCAAGGAGGGGAAAAGUUUAUACUGAGCCUAGGCUCUAAACAAUCAAAUUAAAACUUACCUAAAAAA
Amborella trichopoda is the source of this 3108-nucleotide messenger RNA. RefSeq names its product plant-specific TFIIB-related protein PTF2. Lineage: Eukaryota; Viridiplantae; Streptophyta; Magnoliopsida; Amborellales; Amborellaceae. The record is from RefSeq and is a predicted model, not a curated record. Gene Ontology annotation, biological process: DNA-templated transcription initiation; transcription preinitiation complex assembly.